UUUUUAAAAGAAUGUGUGAAAAUAGUGAAACCUGGCAAAUCGAUUUUUAUAACGACGAUAAACAAAACUCUAACAUCUUGGCUAUCUACUAUUGUAGCGACUGAAUACAUUUUUGGAAGUAUACCUCGCGGUACUCAUCAAUGGAAUAAAUUUAUUGCUCCACACGAAGUCCAACGUAUAUUGGAGAAUUAUGGCUGCGAAACAAAAUUGAUUCGCGGCAUGCACUUUAAUCCAGCAACAAGACGAUGGUCUCGACCAUCAACUGUAUCUACUUUUUACGGGCUUCAUGCAAUUAAACAUACAGAAACUAGCGUGUAAAUAAUCCUCAAGAAGCAAAUUGAAAAAAACAUUCAAAGAUAUAAAACAUUAUUAUGAUAUAAGGUUGAAAAUAUAAGUUAAAAUGUCUUUGCACAAAUUUUAUAAAAUUACAUUUUUCACGUGAAUAACUUCCUUUUUUUUUAAGUUUUACAGCAUUGAUCAUAUCUCAUGUAUUUUUUCCUGCGUUGAUAAAUUUUUCCACUAGAUAACUCUAGAGUUUUUUAAUUUAAGCACAAGAUUAUAUUUGAGCUACUUAUUAUGUGCUGUUUGAUCUACCUUGAACACAGAAUGUAUAUGAUAAUCAAUAGUCAUUAUUUAUUUCGCGGAAGUGCUUAUCUAUUUUUCAUUUACAUUUUCCUUGCUUCUACUUAGAAAAAUGCUUUAAAGAGGGAAAGUAACGAGAAACAGUGUGAGCAGUCUACCAUAUAAACUAUUCACUUUGCAGCGAAUCGUCGACUUUAUUAAAUACCCUCUUAGCAGCAAUUUAACAAGAUAAGAAUUUUUAUGGGUAUUAAUGCUAUUGUUAUAAAUAUUCCCAGUCAGUACCGCAUCGCUGGAAACUAUUUUACCACGCAUAAUGUAAACGUAAAUGUGGCUGACGCAGUGCGCAAAUAAAAAAAUAGAUUAUAAAAUA
Messenger RNA from Temnothorax curvispinosus, 952 nucleotides. RefSeq names its product ubiquinone biosynthesis O-methyltransferase, mitochondrial-like. The annotation marks the transcript as partial. NCBI's taxonomy places the organism in Eukaryota, Metazoa, Arthropoda, Insecta, Hymenoptera, Formicidae. The record is from RefSeq and is a predicted model, not a curated record. The transcript has 3 exons.